Molecule: messenger RNA, 1491 nt
Organism: Dictyostelium discoideum AX4
Lineage: Eukaryota; Evosea; Eumycetozoa; Dictyosteliales; Dictyosteliaceae
Exons: 1
Coding region: 1-1491 (496 amino acids)
Source: RefSeq, a predicted model, not a curated record
AUGAACAAUAAGAAAAAGAAUGGGUUAAGUGACAAAGAAAUUUUAUCAAGUUUAGAACUUCAUGAAGAUUAUGUAAAAUCAAUAUUAAAUGGUAAAUCAACAGCACCACCAAAUGAAUUAUCAAGGGAAACCUUAAUUGAAAAUAAUAGUAAUAGUAAUCCAAAUUCAUUAAAAAGAACAUCAACACCAAAUAUAUCAUACUUAAAUAAUAUAAUUAGACAAACAGUAUCUCAUAAUAAUUAUUUAUUAAAAGGGAAUGACAUUCACCAAAAACAUCAAGAUUUAAAUAAUAAGUCGUCUGAAAGAAAUAAUAAUAAUAAUGAAUUUAGGUUCAAUAAAAGCAAUAAUUAUAAUAGUAAUAAUAAUAAUAAUAAUAAUAAUAAUAAUAAUAAUAAUAAUAAUAAUAAUAAUAAUAAUAAUAAUAAACAAGAACAAAAUGAAAUAAAUAAACAAAUUGAAUUAGAAAGAAGACAAAAUCAAUUAGAAAGACAAUUAACUUAUAAUGAAAGAAUAUCAAAAUUGGAUUCAGAUGAUAAAAAAGAUAACGAUAAUGGCGUUGAUAACCAUUUAAAAAGAUUAAAUUCUAGAUAUUUUAAUGACAAUCAUGAUGAUGAUGAUAAUAAUAAUAGAGUUAUUAUUGAUAAGGAAUUUGAUGAUACAAUUCCAGAUAUAUUAAUUAAACAUAAAGUUAGAGGUAGAGGUAGAAUUGGAAGCCGUGUUCAUGAUGAAAAAAAAGAUGUGGAACUUUUAAAUAGAUUAAAAGAUAAUUUUGGUAUAGUUUUAGAUGUUUAUAAAUCAAAUGAUAUUGAUAAUUGUAAUAAUAAUAAUAAUAAUGAUAAUAAUAAUAAUAAUAAUAAUAAUAAUAAUAAUAAUAAUAAUAAUAAUAAUAAUAAUAAUAAUAAUAAUAAUAAUAAUAAUAAUAAUAAUAAUAAUAAUAAUAAUAAUAAUAAUAAUAAUAAUAAUAAUAAUAAUAAUAAUAAUAAUGGUAGUACAACCAAUACAGAUAAUAUGAUUGCUAAAAGUAAAAGUGAAUGCGGCAGUAAAAAAAGUAGAGGUAGAGGUAGGAGCAGGAGUAGAAGUAGGAGUAGGAGUAGAAGUGAUAGUAAUAAAAGAAAUAGACAUAAAAGAAGAAGAAGAGGAGGAAGAAGAAGAGGAAAAAGAAGUUUAUCAAGUUCUAUAGACUCUAGUUCAUCUUUAUCUUCCUCUAGAUCACAAUCCUCUUCAAGGAGAUCAAAGAAAUCAAAAAGUAAAAGAAAAAAAUAUAAAAAAACUCUAUCUAAAAAACACAGGAAUGCUUCAAGAUCAAGGUCAAGAUCAAGGUCACUUUCAUCUUCAUCAUCACCAUCAUCAUCAUCAUUAUCGUCGUCAUCGCCUGACAGAAACUAUAAGAAAAGAAAGAGUGAAAGAAAAAAAAGAAAAGAUGGAAAAAAAGAAAAAAGAAAUAAUUAUAAAAGUAAAUGUAAAAGUAAAAGUAGAAGCAGAAGUAGAUGA